CGGAUGUAAAACAACCUCAAACACCUACCUGGCUAUAAAUAUGUGAUGUACCCGCCAUUUGUGUAUCAGCCACCAGGACUGCCUAGCUAGCUAGCUAGAUCAUAAUCUCUCCCCUUGAAUAUUCUUAUAGGCGCGCAGUACAGAAGAAAUCCCUUCGUGAUGGCCAAGUUUGUUGUUUCUUUUGUAGUACUCUCCUUCUUCUACUCCCUUCAACUGUCAAACGCAGCUUCUACAACCCUUAAUGUGAUCAAGUUUGGCGCAAAACCAGAUGGCAGGACUGACGCAACCCAACCCUUUCUUAAGGCAUGGUCAGCUGCAUGCAGAUCCGCUGCUCCGUCCACAAUUUAUGUGCCUAAAGGAAGGUACUUGCUGAAGGCAAUAGUGUUUAGCGGUCCGUGCAGGAACAAAAUAACGGUUCUGAUACGUGGAACGCUUGUAGCUCCUACAGAUUAUCGUGCCCUAGGCAACUCAGGGUACUGGAUUUUGUUCAUCAAGAUUAAUCGAGUUUCUGUCUUUGGUGGCACCCUUGAUGCUAAAGGUGCUGGCUUCUGGGCUUGCAGGAAAUCUCGACAGAAUUGUCCUGUUGGAGCUAGGUCGAUAACAUUCAACUGGGCAAAUAACAUCCUGAUUAGCGGCUUGACGUCUAUCAACAGUCAAUUAGCUCACCUUGUGAUCAACAGCUGCAAGAAAGUUGUGGUCCGAAAUGUAAGGACAAUUGCACCAGACCAAAGCCCCAACACUGAUGGCAUUCACGUGCAAGGAUCGACCGGAGUUUCAAUCACUGGCAGCAUACUUCAGACUGGAGAUGACUGCAUAUCAAUUGGUCCAGGCACUAGGAACAUGCUGAUGAGCGGCAUUAUGUGUGGCCCUGGACAUGGUAUCAGCAUUGGAAGUCUAGGCAGGCAAUUCAACGAAGAUGGAGUGGAAAAUAUAAUGCUAAGAAAUUCGGUCUUCAGUGGCUCAGACAACGGUGUCAGGAUAAAAUCAUGGGCCAGACCCAGCAAGGGGUUUGUGAGGAAGGUUGUCUAUCAAAACCUGAUUAUGAAGAAUGUUCAGAACCCAAUUAUCAUCGACCAAAAUUAUUGCCCUAACAACGAAGGUUGUCCUCGUCAGACUUCUGGGGUGAAGAUUAGUCAGGUGAUAUACAAGAACAUACGAGGAACAUCAGCAACAGCAAAGGCGGUAACAUUUGACUGCAGCCCUAGUAAUCCAUGCAGGGCGAUCAGAUUACAAGACAUAAGGCUUACUUACAAGAAUAAAGCAGCAACAUCAUCAUGCAAGAACGUAGGUGGAACAAGCGCUGGAGUGCUUAUGCCUAGGAGUUGUGUGUAACAAUUAAUAAUUAGAAUAUACAAUUAAGAUUGAUGAUCAGUCGGCGCGUAUAUGCUCAAUAAAGCUGAUUGUUUCAUUUAAAAAAGGGUGGUGUUGGUUUAAUAACUUGGAUUAAUUAAUUAAUGGGUGAAACGCACCAGGU
This is a messenger RNA of Populus euphratica (Euphrates poplar), 1474 nucleotides long. RefSeq names its product polygalacturonase-like. Bases 160 to 1332 code for a protein of 390 amino acids. Gene Ontology annotation, biological process: carbohydrate metabolic process. The transcript is spliced from 4 exons. The record is from RefSeq and is a predicted model, not a curated record. Gene Ontology annotation, molecular function: polygalacturonase activity. Lineage: Eukaryota; Viridiplantae; Streptophyta; Magnoliopsida; Malpighiales; Salicaceae.